Molecule: messenger RNA, 1233 nt
Organism: Peniophora sp. CBMAI 1063
Lineage: Eukaryota; Fungi; Basidiomycota; Agaricomycetes; Russulales; Peniophoraceae
Source: the annotation of a GenBank genome assembly
AUGGCAGACCCGACACCAAUGGUGGUAUCUCUACCAACAGCCGCUCUCGGCGCUUCGGCCGAAGCGCAAACAGCGGCAUUCGAGUCGGAUCCGCGAAUACAUUUCGACCGUCAGAGCGGAACGUGGCGUCUGGAGGACGAGGAUGGGGACGAGCUCGAGUACGACGCGGCGAAGGGAAAGUGGGUGCCAGUGGUCGACGAGGAACUCCUCAAGAGUCAACAGGCAGCCUAUUCCGUCGCGGGAGUGGAUGAGGAAGCCCCCGCUGCUCCCGUUCUAGCUCGCACCAGCAAGAAACGCAAGGAGCCCGAGGACUACACCUCCUCCACCGUCGGCCAGCCCGGUCCCUCGAUCAAACGCGGCAAAGGCGAUAAAGCAGGAAAUGGCCAACCGAAAGAGCGCAAGUCGAAGAAUACGGCCGUAUACGUAACAAAGCUCCCUUACGACGCGACCCUCGAAGAGAUCGUCGAACGCUUCUCCAAGUUCGGCUUGAUUGAGGAAGACGACGAGGGGGAGCCGAAGGUGAAGAUGUACGCGCGCGAGGAUGGGAGCUUCUCGGGCGAAGCGCUCGUCGUUUACUUUAAGGAGGACUCGGUCAUGCUCGCGGAGAAUAUGCUCGACGAUGCCGAGUUUCGACUUGGGGAAGCGAAUACGCGAAUCGGCGUCAAGAAGGCGGACUUUUCGCACAAGGGACAAGGUCCGGCUGGCGGGGACGACAAUAAGCCGCGGAAGACGGUCGAUAAAAAGAAGAUUACGAAGAGGAUAGGGAAGAUGCAGCAGAAGUUGCUGGAAUGGGACGACGAAGACAACUUCGGGCCCGCUAUCACUGAUAAUGACAAGCAAGAGGCAGCAAACAAGAACAACAGAGUCGUCGUGCUCAAACACAUGUUCACACUGAAGGAGCUCGAAGAGGACAAGUCGUUACUCCUUGACCUGAAGGAGGACGUGCGCGAAGAAUGCGAGGCUCUUGGACAGGUCACGAACGUGGUGAUAUACGAUGCUGAGCCCGAGGGCGUCAUGACAGUAAAGUUCCGUGACCCAGUGAGCGCUCAAGCCUGCGUCAUCAAGAUGAACGGCAGAUUUUUUGCAGGCCGCAGGAUAGAGGCGUCGCUGUGGGCCGGCAAAGCGCGCUUCAAGCGCAGUGGUUAUACCGACGAUGUCGAGGGAGAAGGCGAUGCCGCCGAGAAGAAGCGUUUGGACGACUUCGCGCAGUGGCUUUUAUCAGAGGGCGACUAA